Molecule: messenger RNA, 1200 nt
Organism: Hordeum vulgare subsp. vulgare (domesticated barley)
Lineage: Eukaryota; Viridiplantae; Streptophyta; Magnoliopsida; Poales; Poaceae
Exons: 8
Coding region: 1-732 (243 amino acids)
Source: RefSeq, a predicted model, not a curated record
AUGCUGCAGCUCGGCCGCCGCCUCGCAUACCACGGCCUCCGCCUCGCAUACCACGGCCUCCGCCCCAGGCUCGUCACCACGUGCCACCUCCUCGCCACCGUCCCGCCCCCUUUGCCCCCUUCCGCGUCGCUGCCAUCUCCGACGGCUUCGACGAUGGCGGCAUGGCAGCCCUGCGCGGUGGACGUCGUCUACGGGGAGGUCUACGCGGGCUGCGUCGGCCUGCCGGUCGUGGACGGGAGCGCGCUCCGGGGCGUGCUGAGCGUCGACCUGGGGCCGGAGGACGUGCCGUCGUUCGUGGCGGCGCCGGAGUCGUACUGUGUGUUCGAUGGGUUGGAGGACGCCGACGACGUGUUCGUCAACUCGUUCCAUGAGCUCGAGACCAAGUCAGAAGUAUUGGCUCCUGCUGUGAAAGGUACUUCAAAUGUGCUAAAGGCUUGCUCGGCUAUGAAGGUUCAGAAGAUUUUGCUAUUCGCUGUUGCAAAGGAGUCCUCGAACUUCCUGCCCAUCUUGAAGGAAACAGCAAAAUCAUUCAAGGGAAAGCUUUUAUUUGUUUUUGUGGAGGGUGACAAUGAGGAAGUUGGUGAACCUGUUGCCAAUUACUUUGGAAUUACUGGACAAGAGACCACGGUUCUUGCUUACACUGGGAAUGAAGACGCUAAGAAGUUUUUCUUCAGUGGUGAAAUAUCACUGGACAACAUUAAGGUUGCUGGAGAUGAUGGCAAUGUUGGUUGAGUACUUGGAUGUCUCCAAGAACUUAAUAAGUCGAAAAGGGAACCAGUUCCUCCCACAGGAAUCAUUCCACUUGGGACAUGAAAUGACCUCGCUAGAUCAUUUGGAUGGGGUGGCUCUUUCCCCUUCGUUGGCGUUCAGCUGUAAAGCGAUAUCUCAAGAAGGCCGUUUCUGCUUCGGCCGUCCAUCUUGAUAGGUACUCAACCUAUUAAUGCACAUGGACGUGAUGACUCUCUAGCGUUUAUGGAUCAACCAACCUGUAAUCAUGGACCUUAUUGUCUUGUAGACCAUUUGGUGUUUCGAGUGUUUUGGAGCUUGCACUUUGUACAUGUAGAUACAAACUUAUGUUUUCUGGACCAUCUGAAGUCUCUCAUAGUAACCAAUAGUCCUUAUCUUUUUGUGACUUGUGUGUUCUAGAUGAUUGUUAAGAUGGUCAAAACUAUGCUUCCUCUAGGUUAAUUUGUUUGUCAA